Molecule: messenger RNA, 882 nt
Organism: Lottia gigantea (owl limpet)
Lineage: Eukaryota; Metazoa; Mollusca; Gastropoda; Lottiidae
Exons: 6
Coding region: 1-882 (293 amino acids)
Biological process (GO): GPI anchor biosynthetic process
Cellular component (GO): endoplasmic reticulum membrane
Molecular function (GO): hydrolase activity, acting on ester bonds
Source: RefSeq, a predicted model, not a curated record
AUGAUUUUGUUGCUGAUAAUAUUUUUGAAUCUUCAAGAAUGUUGGACAUCAGUGGGUGAUCGUUCUUUCGUAUUUCAAAAAUGUUUGGAGACAUGUCUAAAGUCGAAUUGUACAGACAUGAAUGUGUUUUUUUCGCGGCAGCCAUAUUACUUACAACUGUUACAUUGGGACUGUUCAUCAGAGUGUAGGUAUUACUGUAUGUGGAAAACUGUUGAUGCUUUUCAAAAAGAUGGUCUACCAAUUCCACAGUUUAAUGGCAAGUGGCCAUUUAUUCGGAUAUUGGGUAUUCAGGAACCAGCCUCUACUCUGUUUUCUCUGGGUAAUGCUGCAUGUUGUUUGGGGAUAUUUUAUCUUCGUUCUCGUAUAUUACCCAGAGUUCACAUGUUUUACGUUUGGCACGUCGUAGCUAUAGUAUCUUUGAAUGCUUGGAUCUGUUCUAUUAUAUUCCAUACCAGAGACUUUGAUAUAACAGAGAAAUUAGAUUAUUAUUUUGCCUUUUCUGUGGUGUGUAUCAACAUCUGGGCAUUUUUAUGCAGGGUAUUAGGAACAAAGAGGUAUAUUCAAACUGGUAUAUUCUCGGUCAUUAUACUUGGUAUCUAUAUAAAACAUAUUCACUAUUUACAUUAUGUUAAACUAGACUACGGCUAUAACAUGCAAGUAAACGUUAUAUUUGGUAUAGUGAACACACUGUGUUGGUCUGUUUGGGCUAUAUUAAAAAAUAAACAACAGAGUUAUUCAUGGAAAUGUUUAUUUACUAUGGUGUCCCUUAGUUCUUUACUGUUAUUAGAAUUGCUAGAUUUCCCUCCAUUAUUUUGGGUGUUGGAUGCCCAUGCUUUUUGGCAUGCUGGAACCAUUCCUUUAGCUAUACUCUGGACUAGGUAA